Molecule: messenger RNA, 1723 nt
Organism: Colossoma macropomum (tambaqui)
Lineage: Eukaryota; Metazoa; Chordata; Actinopteri; Characiformes; Serrasalmidae
Exons: 9
Coding region: 699-1481 (260 amino acids)
Biological process (GO): regulation of apoptotic process
Source: RefSeq, a predicted model, not a curated record
GAUCUUUUUGAUGAUUUCAUAUAUUCAAAUGGACUCAUGAGACAAGAUUUGAUUGGCUCCUGGCUCCAUCAGUUUGCAUAUUAGAUGUGUCUUUCUACCUUUUUCUUACCACCUCUGUGUUGUUUUUCCUCCUAAGCCAGUAAUUACCUACCCUGGUCCUGGAGAUCUGUCUUUCUGCAGAGGCUAGAACUGCAAACUGCCACACCUACUUAAACUAAUGAACUUCUGGGUUGGAUCAGAAGCAUCAGUGUUAAUAUCAUCACUGUCACAACCAAACCUCACAUCUCCAAAAUGGUAGAUUUGUUCCCCCCAAGUAAUAUUAGACCAUUUCUAUUGGUCAUUUUGAAAGCCAGUUGGCAUUUUCAAAUUCUGUAAACACUAAAAACAACAGAAAUGUAGAUACAAGCUUUUGCUCUGAAAGGCAUGACAUAUAUCAGUGUACCUGCCAUGCUGUAUCUGCUUUAUUGGGCUGUCUGUGUUCUGAUUCCUGCCGUCCAGGUGUUCUGAUACUGAUUCUUGGAUUAGCUCUGAUAAAAGCCCUCAGCAUGUGCAGGUCCACAUUUGAACAGAUCACAGUGUGUUUACAGGGUUUUUUAGUUCAAGUUCAAGAAUUGCUGAAAUGCUGACUUCUACAGGGGUUUGUAAAGGUUGACGUUGUAAUUGAAGUUUAUGUGACAGAUCUGUGCUCUAAUUCUUUCAUGUCAGCUUGCUCAUCUUUAAUGGUUGAUUUCUUUGUUUAUGCAGUCAAAGCCAAGCCAUCAACAAAAAAGCCAGCAAAGCCUAAAGCAGCAAAAACCAAACAACCAGCAAAAAAGACAACAAAGGCUAAAACAGGACUUGGAGGAGAGACGUCCACAAUGGGAACGAAGGCAAAGGGAACGAAGGCAAAGCAAGGGAAAGUGGUGUCAGACAAGAAAAGAACGGCUAAUCCAGUGGCGAGUGAGCCACCAAAAAAGAGGAGAAAGACUCAGUCAGUGGGGGAGAAGUAUCAGACGGCCCCGACUCCAGGAAAAAUGGCUAAUUCCAACAUCCCACAUGCAAUUGUACAACCUGUGACUGUUAUGCCUAUAGUUGUUCCUGCACAUGAUGCAAGAAAUGUUCCAGAUUACUCAAAUAGUACCAAUCCUAUGAAUGCAGCUCCUCAUUCCAGCCAUGGACUGACCUCUAACUCAGCAGCCUCUGCUCCAACCCGCAACAGUACUACAAAAAGAGCUGACGAUCUGGAUCAAGAUGAGAAUUACCAGUUUUUGAGGAACAACCGCAGUGCGCUAAUUGAUCGUGUAAAAAAUGUCAUCAGAAUUGUUGAUGACCUUGAAUCAUCUGGUGAAGAGGUGGCACUUGUGCGAGCAGAGCCGACAGAUCAGGCAAGGAUGAGGAAAGUUCUGGAGUUCACAAACAGCAAGAAAGCUGCUGAGCUUUUGGUGAAGGCCUUGUGGGAACAUGCACCUGACAUUAUGGAAGACCUGACCAGUGCAGCUUAGACUGACUCUCCUCCUGGAUGAUAAAACAAGCAAUUAUCACUGCAUUAAAAUACAAUUUUAUACAGAAUAUUUUCUUUAGGGGAUGCUUGGAAUGGAAUCAUCUAACACACAGAUGGAAAUUGUAAGAUUUUAUAUUAAGGAGCACAUAUUGGGGUUUAUUUGUUCACUUGUUGUUUACCUGUUUUUUGUUCAGUAAAGCCCAAAUUAGUCACUUUUAAAUGGUUUAUUCACACACUUAAAAA